Schizophyllum commune H4-8 is the source of this 1419-nucleotide messenger RNA. RefSeq lists its product as uncharacterized. The record is from RefSeq and is a predicted model, not a curated record. Lineage: Eukaryota; Fungi; Basidiomycota; Agaricomycetes; Agaricales; Schizophyllaceae. Bases 16 to 1128 code for a protein of 370 amino acids. The transcript has 3 exons.
AUUCUCUCAUCCGCCAUGGCAGAUACGUCCUCAGUUCCGAUGCCCUCGACCUCUACUGCGCCGCCGUCGCCGACCGCGGCGGAGUUCACCGCGCUGCACCGCGUCUUCGCGAUCCCCCUGAUCGCUGCGUCUAUCGACAAGCUGAACGAGGUGCUGGCGACGAACGCCUAUACUUCUUCGUCGUACUCGACCGCCAAGGGCUUCUCGACCUCGGCGUACAAGUACGCGGAGCCGCUGCAGCAGCGCCUCGCGCCUUUGAUCGUUCAGGCGGACGGUCUCGCUAACAAGGGCCUCGACGUUGUGGAGGCACGCUACCCAUACCCUUUCAAGGCCCAGCCGGAGGACGUGGCCAACUUUGUGCGCGAGCGCAGGCAAAGUGCGACGGAGUACGUGCGCACGCGCCGCGAUAGCGCCGUCACUGGCGUUAAUAAGACCCUCGACGAGCGCGUACGCAGUCCGGCGCUCCACGUCGUGCAGGAGAUCGAUGGGCGUUUCGCACCCAUCGUCGACUACAUUGAGGCUCGCUUGAACGCCGAGAUCGGUGCAGCCAAGGACGCCACCCCUCCCUCCCCUACCACCGAAGCCAAGUACCAGUACCAGCGCGCCCUCGCCCUUACCAAGGCCCUCACCGACCACAUCUCCGUCUACUCCACCGAGCAGCUCAAGCAGCUGCAGGCACAGUCCGUUCUUGUUCAGAAAGCCACCGAAACCGCCCAGUCCCUCUCCGCUGCCGCCUCCUCCUCCGUCACCUCCGUCCAGACCCGUGUGCACGGCCUUUCCGACACGCUGGCGCAGCAGCUUCAGAAGCUGCAGGAGACGACCGCCGCACUGUCGGCCUCCCUCCACGACUCGACCGCGCAGAUUCAGCCGCACCUCCGCCAGACGUACGCCGAUCUGUCCGCAAACCUCACCGCGACGGCCGCUGAGCUCCGCGAGACGAUCACGGCGAAGGAUGUGCCGCUGCAGGAGAAGGCGCGCAAGGUCGGCGAGCAAGUGCGCGAGCGCGUGACGCCGCUGUUGGAGAACGUAAAGAAGGGGAUCACGGAGGUCGUCACCCGCACGCAGCAGAAGACCGCGGAGACGGCAGCAGCGGUGAACAGCACGAACGGAUCCGCGGAGGCGAAGUAAGCUAAUAGUAGCAAUGUGCUCCUCGUUGCUCUACUCCCUUGUAUCUCCCUUCUUGAUAUCCCUCAGGCCCUUGACACGUUAUCACGCCCUUGUUUCAUGGGACAUACGCCCCGCUCCUCCUAUAGGACAUGUUACGAAUACCAUUGCACGACCACAUUACUUUAUACUUACGCUGUUGUACUCGGGCUUGUUUCUGGUAGUAAACUAGCUGGAUAAGAUUGACCAUGGUCUGGUCACCAUCUCGUAGACUAGAGGUUGGUCAGGAUAUAGACAUGUUGUUUGGAGUUUUCA